AUGAAUUAUGGCGUGGAGAAGCUGAAAUUGAAAUAUUCGAAGCAUGGGUGUAUUACUUGCAAGAUCAGAAAGAAGAGAUGCUCUGAAGAUAAACCUGUGUGCCGGGACUGUCGUCGAUUAAGUUUUCCCUGUAUCUAUAUAUCAGAAUCUGUUGAUAAGCAGUCUUUGAAAAAAAUAAAGGCAGAUAUACAGCACCAGUUGAUCAGCAAGAAAAGAAAGCAUGCUCCUGACAGUGCUCAGAAAGCGGCCGUGGCCACCCGUACUCGACGGGUCGGUAGCGACGAACAGGAUAACCAGGUAUAUUUGUCAAAACCGCUGGAAGAUUGCAUUUCUCAGAAGCUGGACUCUAUGGGAUUGCAGCUGUACAACUACUACAGGUCUCACCUUGCAAACAUAAUUUCCAUCGCGCCCAUGAACCAGAACUACUAUCUGAACAUUUUCUUGCCAAUGGCCCACGAGAAUGAUGGUAUAUUGUUUGCUAUUCUUGCUUGGUCAGCUAAUCAUUUGUCUAUAUCAUCAUCAAAUGAGCUGCGAAAGGAUGAAAUAUUUGUCAACUUGGCGAACAAGUAUACAUACAUGUCGUUAUCGCAUCUAAAGACAAACGAGGGCUCAAGUGCCUGUGCUAAACUGGGGUUUCUAUAUUCACUAGCACAAAUCCUAAUCUUAUGUGGUUCAGAGAUAUGUCAGGGUGAUGUGAAAUUUUGGAAGAUAUUAUUGAAUAUAGGAAAAAAUUUGAUCGAAAACCAUGUGGGCAAGGAUGUCUCACGGAUACUAACCACUACUACAGAAGAACCCUCCCUAGAGGAGAGGAUAAUCUUCCCCAAUUUCAAUUCCGUUGUUAAGUACUGGCUGAUUGUGAAUUUUAUAUAUCAUGAUAUUUUGAAUUUCAAUACAACGUCCUUCCCGAUCGAACAAUACGAGAAAUUCUUCCAAAGGGAUCAGAACUCUUUACCCAGCUCAGCCAACUUUAUUGAGUCAAUAGACUCGCCAAUUGAGGAAAUAGACCCUUUAAUUGGCAUCAACAAGCCUAUUUUACUACUAUUGGGACAAGUCACAAAUUUGACGAGGUUUUUGCAGACUAUGGAACAGGAAGAAAUGCUAGAGCAUGGCGAUAAAAUUUUGAGUUUGCAAGUCGAGAUUUAUAAAUUACAACCUUCGCUUAUGGCGCUGGAACAUUUGGAUGAUGAAAAGAAAUUUUACUAUUUAGAACUAUUCGAGAUAAUGAAAAUUUCUACCUUAAUGUUCUUUCAAUUAACUUUAUUAAAGAUUGACAAAGAUUCGCUGGAACUACAGAUACUGAGAAACAAAUUGGACUCGAAGCUAGACAAGGUCAUCGGAACUUUUUUGGAAGGAUCGUUAUGCUUCCCACUUUUCAUUUACGGUGUAUGCAUUCAGGUAGAAGAUAUGGAGAAAAAAAUAGAUUUGGAAGCCAAAUUUGACGACAUUUUAAAACGAUAUAAAUGUUACAAUUUCCAAAAUGCUAGAUUAUUGAUACGGAAAAUUUGGCAAAACGAGGCUGAUGGCAUCAGUGAGCAUGACCUGGUCCACAUGAUUGACGAAUUAGAUUACAAUAUUAAUUUUGCCUGA
Saccharomyces cerevisiae S288C is the source of this 1587-nucleotide messenger RNA. It is a transcript of the gene UGA3, whose product is annotated as Uga3p. The transcript has a single exon. Gene Ontology annotation, molecular function: DNA-binding transcription factor activity, RNA polymerase II-specific; zinc ion binding. Gene Ontology annotation, cellular component: nucleus. NCBI's taxonomy places the organism in Eukaryota, Fungi, Ascomycota, Saccharomycetes, Saccharomycetales, Saccharomycetaceae. The coding region runs from base 1 to 1587 and encodes 528 amino acids. The record is from RefSeq and is marked reviewed. Gene Ontology annotation, biological process: regulation of DNA-templated transcription.